Molecule: messenger RNA, 1470 nt
Organism: Phasianus colchicus (ring-necked pheasant)
Lineage: Eukaryota; Metazoa; Chordata; Aves; Galliformes; Phasianidae
Source: RefSeq, a predicted model, not a curated record
UGGAGCUGCUCUGCUGUGUGUUCCUACGGGGUGUUCAGCCUGGAGAAGAAAAGGCUCCGGGAGAGCUCAGUGCAGCCUGCCAGUGCUUGGAGGGAGAUCAUAGACAGGAGGGAGAGCGACAUCUGACGUGGGUCGAUAGCGAUAGGACAAAGGGGAAUGGCUUUAAACUGAAAGAGAGAAUUAGGUUGGAUGAGCAGCACGACCCAGGCAGCUGCAAAGGAAAUUCACAGAUGGAAUGCGUGCUGCAGUGUGGUGAAACUGUUUCCUGUUGAGAUGUUACGAGGGAAUGGGUGACACGGGAAAUAUCUGGUGUUCCUGUAGGAAUGAGAGUGAUGUGGAAGAGGAGGAAGAGAGAGUAGGUUAACGCUGGCUGCUGACCCCGGGAAGGCUUUGGGAAAUGGCCUCUCCGUUCGCUGGGCCCACAGCAGUGGCUGAUGUAAUUAAAGAUCUAGACACGCAGAUAGCUUUGAUCGGUUUGGGUCCCCACAACCCCAAGAAGAAGCAGGACCUCGACAAGCUUUAUGAUCUAAAAGCUAAAGCCCAACAGAUUAUGAACCAGUUUGGCCCAUCUACCUUGAUCAACCUCUCCAACUUCUCCUCCAUAAAGCCUGAACCUGCCAGCACUCCCCCUCAGAGCUCCAUGGCAAACAGCACAGCCGUGGCAAAGAUGCCUGGCACACCCAGUGGAGGAGGGCGGCUCAGUCCUGAAAGCAACCAGGUUCUAACCAAGAAGAAAUUGCAGGACCUGGUGCGUGAGGUGGAUCCAAAUGAACAGCUAGAUGAAGACGUGGAGGAAAUGCUGUUGCAAAUUGCUGAUGAUUUCAUAGAGAGUGUGGUGACAGCUGCCUGCCAGCUCGCACGGCACCGCAAGUCAAACACCCUGGAAGUGAAAGAUGUCCAGUUGCACCUUGAACGUCAGUGGAACAUGUGGAUCCCGGGCUUUGGUUCUGAAGAAAUCAGGCCCUACAAAAAAGCCUGCACUACAGAAGCUCACAAACAGAGAAUGGCACUGAUUCGCAAAACCACCAAGAAAUAACCCCUGGGAAGAGCUCGAGGUGACAGCGGUGCAUUUUGGGAUCUCUGCCUCUCACUGCAACCUCUGCAAUGCCAUCCGUGGGAUAUUUUUGUUAAUGCUUUACAGAGAAGCAUAUAUUUUUUAUUAAUGGUGCAGCAAUAUCUGACUUUAUGAGGAGAUCUGCCAAAAACAUUCUGUCCUCGUUCCCCCGUAAGAGCGCAGCGUAUCUCAAAGCAAAGACUUUUAUUUGUGACUUGAAAGUGGUUUAUCGUAUAAGUGAUUAUCCGAGGGACAGAGCAUUUGAUCGUGUGUGUGGGACAGUAUUAGAAGCAUCUGUAGAGGUUUUUGUUUCCUCCUUCCUGCCCCUCCCCGCUCCAGUACUUUGUAAUGUCAGUGUUUAUAUAAAUACUUGCGUUUGUUUUACAUGAAUAAAGAAAUUAUUAAUCUAAAACCAA